This is a messenger RNA of Neurospora tetraspora, 505 nucleotides long. RefSeq lists its product as uncharacterized. The transcript has 2 exons. NCBI's taxonomy places the organism in Eukaryota, Fungi, Ascomycota, Sordariomycetes, Sordariales, Sordariaceae. The record is from RefSeq and is a predicted model, not a curated record. Bases 137 to 394 code for a protein of 85 amino acids.
CAAAGCGCCGGAAAUAAUCCCCAAACCAAGGAAACCGGAGGAUACUACCCCAAAACUUCUCGAGGCUCUCGGCGAAGUACACAGAAAGCUUCGGGAUGAGGGUUACGACACGUCAAUCCAUCCACAAGAUCUGGUUAUGCAGAUCAAUUCGGAAUGUGAUCGCCAGGAUAUGGCCGCAGGAACACUCCCUAGAAUGGAUAAACUGCGAUGCUUGUGCAAAACGGUCACUGAAAGUUCCAGGUUUGGAGAGGCUUUGCUCACAGGGUACCUCACGCCCAGCGAGGUAGUAUCUAUGGGCAUGGCUCAGAUGAAGGACAAAAUCGCCGAAUACAAGGCGAUGACAGAGGACUUGUUCAAGUCAGAAACGUGGGCGCAUCACAAGGCCAACAAUUGACGGCCGACGUGACCAUCAAAAGUGAGAAAACGAAAAUGCGACCACCUAUUGCGGAACCUGAAGCUAUAGACCGUAUAGCAAGAAGCAGCAGCACCAGCACCAAAGCCACUC